Messenger RNA from Folsomia candida, 4468 nucleotides. RefSeq lists its product as uncharacterized. Lineage: Eukaryota; Metazoa; Arthropoda; Collembola; Entomobryomorpha; Isotomidae. The record is from RefSeq and is a predicted model, not a curated record. Bases 2196 to 4352 code for a protein of 718 amino acids. The transcript is spliced from 6 exons. Gene Ontology annotation, molecular function: metalloendopeptidase activity. Gene Ontology annotation, biological process: Notch signaling pathway; membrane protein ectodomain proteolysis. Gene Ontology annotation, cellular component: plasma membrane.
AUUGUGGCUCUUAUUCAAGUUGAUCCUUAUAUUAGUGGUAUUCACAGUAACCGAUUAUAAUCGUGAGGACGAUUAUAAUCACAAUCGAUUAUAAUCAUAUACCAUGAACGCACCAGAUUAUUGUUGUAUUUUGAUUAUUUUGCCUAAAAUAUCCAGCAGGAUUCAUUAAAUAGUAUCAUAGCAACGGCUACUUUUUCGGACGUUUUAAAAAAGUUGCAUUUGGAUCAAGGAUUAAUGUCGCAUUUAUUAACAUAAACAUUGAUAAACUAUGAAAUACACUUAGUUGGCUUGGGGAGUAGAGGAAAAACCCGAUGUUGGUGGGUUGGGAAAACCUUUACUUGAUCCGGAUAGGCGUCCGAGACUUAUCAAGGAUUAUAAUCCAAAUAAUCGUCCUCGGAGAGGAUUAUUUUUUUGACGAUUAUAAUCACAUUGGUUUAUUUUUCCCCAUAGAGAAUUUUUGGGUGAUUAUAAUCGAUAAUGAUUAUAAUCGCAAUAAUCGGUUACUGUGAAUACCCAGGGCGCAUAAACUUUUUGUUGUCCGUGGUUUCUCUUAAGGUACCACAAGAGAGUUGGCAAGGAAUUAUACCACUAACUUUGAUUGUAAUUUUCUCAGAAAUUAUAGUAGGUAGAAAUUUGGUUCAAAUACAAAUUUUGUAAAAAAUUUACUGCUCUAAAUUUUGGUAAAUGUCCCCUUUUGCUGUUACUUAUACUUACGUAUUUAUAGCCAAAAUAGUCGACCAUGAUGAAUUUUUUUUAAAACGUCCUAGCGUCAAAACCAUACGGAGCACAAACGUGGGACGACUCCCACAUCGUGCGAAAUAGUUUUACUUGGGGAGCAUAACGGGUCUCAUUUCCAUAUUCUCUUCCAUACUUUCCGAAACAGCAUUUCUAUACUUGCCCCUCCAUAUUAUUUUAUGUUUCUGAGGACAAAAAUGGUUCACAUCUCAUCACCUGACACAAGUGAGCCCAUAAACGGAUUAUACACCCUGCAGAAAUAUAUAAUGAUUCCAAAUAACAACCAUUAUGACCUCAAAGUCCACCCCCUCCAUCUCGGGGAGCUCUUAAAAAUACCCAAAUGCUCUUGUUGUUAUGCGGAGCCGUACUUCAUGUCUUGACUCAUUUUCUCUAAAAAGUCAUGUUGCUAAGUCCAGAAAAAAUUGAAAUAUUCAACCUCUUGUGGUACCUUAAGGGGGUGAUGCAGGGAUGAGCAUUUUUUCUAAAAAAUUAAAAAAUUAAAAGUUCGGGAAUUGCAUGCAAUUUUCCCAUGAAUUUGAUUGUUCCCAUGAAUUCAUGGUUCCCAUGAAUUUCCCAUGAAUUAAGAGAAACCACGGACAACAAAAAGUUUAUGCGCCCUGGUGAAUACCACUAUUGUAUGAAAGUUGUUAUAGAAUCGUCCUAAAUUAGAUUAAGAUCUAGGGAUCAGCCGGACGGGACAUAUUUCCAAUACGCAAUAAUAUACAUCACACCAACCUAAUCAUACUACAAUAUCAUGUCAAAAUCAUCAUCCCUAUUUUACAGGAUUUACUUCAUACUAGUCAUCUUUCUUUGUCUGGAAAAUGCUGAGGGUAGCGACACCUCGGCGUUCCUUCUUAAAAAACUUCAUUUACUGUAUCGUCGACGUCGUGUCGGUCAAGAGCGGUCACGUUCUUCCCAGUUUACCUUUGCCACCUUGAAUACGCACGUCGCUAAAUCUUACUCCGAGCUUCCUCCACUUCCAUCCCAGCUCUCCACCAUCCUGUCCGAGUUGUCGGGAGCCAAGCCAUGUGGCGCAUCCCUCUCUGUUACACUCACCAAAUUCAGAAAAAAGGGAUCUCGAACGAUGUGUCUGUUUAAGAUCCAGCCCGAUUCAAUCCAACUGCAAAGCAUAUUCCACCAGGUUUCACAAACUAGAACUUAUAAUUUUUGCAUUCCUCUUCUGUUCUCCGAAUCUCCACAUUUCACAGGGUUCGGGAAUCACAAUUGGAGAUCAAAGGCUUUCUCCGUCACAACUCUAUGCUAAAAUCCAACCUGUCCGUGGCUUUUUGGUUGGUUAUCCAAGUUCUGUUGUCCAUGGGCACAUUUCACAAAGGAACGAAUUUUAUGGUUGGAUAAAACUAGUGGAUAAAAGACGAGGUCAUCACAUUGCGUUCUACGUAGAACCAAUAGAAAACGCUCCACUUUAUAACACUCGAUUUCUUGAUUCACCCAUCGCCCGGAUGGAAAGUGACAAUGCAAUCCUCUUUGAAAUGAUACCCAAACCCCAUAAUCAUCACCCUAAGAGUACCAAUAAAUCACACUCAAUAACAUCACUUAACCUCAAAACACGUAGUAUAACAACUUCAACAAUUAUGGAACACAGCUCCUCCGUGUCGGCCACGCCCGAAGCUGAGCAGGCUGUCGAAUUUUCUACUGAAGACGACGAUGCCUCGACAGAUUCUACGGGGUCAGAUUCGAUGGGGAUAGGUUCGAUGGAGUCAACCUUUAUGACUGAUCCUAACGACAUUCAGCAAAGCACUACUGUUGAUAAAAUACCCACGUCAUCAGUUACUCAAAGCGUUACCAGUAUAACGUCGCCGCUCGACUCUUCAUUGUCCCAGACCACAUCAACCGCCUUAUUGACCAUUAGCAGUACGAGUGACGACUCAGAGGUUUCCGAUCCUCCUGAAGUAUAUGACGACGAGAACUCCACAUUGGUCUCCCCAGAGUCGUCGGGCCAUAUGCCGGAAUCAUUUGUCACAAAAACUCCCCAAGCAAAUCUUAGUGUUGGUGACAUUGGCAAUAUCACUUCUACAACAAGUUCACACGAUGAUGAUUAUGAAGACUUCAAAAAGCCAUCAAUGGGUAAUUUCUCUUCAGAUGGCGAACUUAAAACACAAACCAAUGACACCAACAAGUUCGGUGAUUUGCCAUUCCACUCGACAGCAAUAGUAACAGGAUCUCAGCCUGUAAAUUCAGUGCUUACAUUUGGGACCAUAAACGUGUCACAGAGGACAUCAACAAGCCCACCUGACCCUGAGGACAAAUCCAGUUCAACUUCUUCUGGAGCUGAAGGCUCUUUUUCCACUACUUUAAGGAGGAAACGUGACCCUAUUUUCCACUCUACCCAGGCCACCCCACGCCCCAGACCCAAGAAUAACAGCCGAGUGAGACGAAAUCUUGACUUGUUCAAUUUUCUCCUCCCUUCGGGGGACAUUGCAGAUGAGUUGGACUUGACUGGCGAGGACUGGUCAAAAUCAGAAACAUUAUUCAGCCAGUCAUUGUCCGCACAUCCCAUUUGUUCCUUGUGCAUUUGGAUUCAACCCAAUUUCGCUUCCUCAUUCGGUGCAAAAUCUGGGCUUCUACACGGAAUUUCUGAAGUCGUUCAAAUUGUCCGUUUAACUGAUUGGCUUUUGAGAAGCCAAGAUUUCAAUGAGGAUGGACUGCCAGACAAUAUUGGGCUCAAAAUAAAAACUAUUUUCACCUCAGAUACCAUCCACCUUAAACCCACUCAAGCCGAGAAGGACGAUGCAAAGUCUGGCCCACUAUAUCCAUUGAUGCGUAGUACCCAUCGUAAAAAUAAGCGCUCAUUGAAGGACUCUGCCGCAUUUGACCCUUCAAACUACGACCACAACCUCGCUUUUGAGAGCGUUGAUACUGAUUAUCCAACGCAUAUUUUGGACAACCCUAACGACGCUAUGAAACUUGGAAUUCCCAUCCCACGCAAACCAACUUCGAUGGAGGACGCCCCACUCGAGGAAAUCCCAUUUUCCAAAAUGAUUUAUUCAGUCACUGCGAAAGAGACCUUUGCGCGAAUUGCUCCACAAAUGAGGGCGCAAGAAGAACUAACAGGCUGCUGUGCUCGAUUAGCUUUUAUUUACCAUAAUAUCUCCCCCUCACUUUCAAUAUCCACAAAAAAUGGUGGCUGUGACCGAAUUAAUAACCUGAUUCUCAUUUCUGGACUUUAUGGGACAAGUAAAGUUGGGACAUGGGACAUUGUUCGCCAUCUUCUCCACAGCAUAGGUCAUAUUUUGGGAGCUGAUCAUGAAAAUUUAGUAGAUGGCAAGUGUGGACUGCAUCAUGUCGAUACACAGGAGACAGAACGCGCAUUCCUCGACCCACCCGUCAUGGACCCCCGUCCUUAUCUCAAUAUGGGUCUCAGACCUGCCUCUCACCGAUUCUCAGCCUGUGCGCGACAUGGGAUGGCCCUUUUCCUCACUUCGCAGAAUGCUCACUGCCUCAAGGGCGCUCAUGAUGAAGCGGUUUGCGGAAAUGGAUUGGUAGAAGGAGAUGAAGUUUGUGACUGCGGAUCACCUUCGACUUGCCUGCUAAGCGGGGGCUGUUGUGGAGAAAGUGUUUUCUCUUGCGCCAAGGUGGACUGUUCGGCAGGACAAUAAUCUUAAAACUGGAUGCGACAGGAAUUUAAUCCUGAGAUGAGUUACUAAAAUACUUAAAAUAUCGAUGCUCAACUUACUUAACUGGAAUUGUUUUUGAUGGAAUAAAGUCGUACUAU